Eublepharis macularius is the source of this 2464-nucleotide messenger RNA. It is a transcript of the gene BAG3, whose product is annotated as BAG cochaperone 3. The record is from RefSeq and is a predicted model, not a curated record. Gene Ontology annotation, molecular function: protein-folding chaperone binding; adenyl-nucleotide exchange factor activity. The coding region runs from base 256 to 1914 and encodes 552 amino acids. Gene Ontology annotation, biological process: muscle cell cellular homeostasis; protein stabilization; negative regulation of striated muscle cell apoptotic process. NCBI's taxonomy places the organism in Eukaryota, Metazoa, Chordata, Lepidosauria, Squamata, Eublepharidae. Gene Ontology annotation, cellular component: nucleus; cytoplasm; cytosol. The transcript has 4 exons.
GCUGGGCGGCUGCCCUGCAUCUCUCCUCCUCCUCUUCCUCCCCCUUCCCCUCCUCUUUGGCGCGGAGCUGCUAUUUCCAGACACUUCCAGCCCCUUCUGUGUCCCCUCCCUCUCCCCAUUGAGCGAUAAAGGUGCCCGGCCGGCCGGGCAGGUUCCCUUAACUCUCCAGUGCAUGGCCCGGCUGGCGGCGGCGUGCUGCACUCUGCGCUUCGUAGCUCUAACCGGUGCGCUCAGCUUCCCUUCCUUGCGCGCAGCAUGAGCGCGGCCACUCAGUCGCCCACCAUGGUGCAGACAGAGGGAGGCGGAGGCGAGCGCGAGCCUCUGCCUCCGGGCUGGGAGGUGAAGAUAGACCCGCAGACCGGCUGGCCUUUCUUUGUGGAUCAUAACAGCCGCACCACUACUUGGAACGACCCGCGCCUGCAGGGGGACCACCUGAAGGACAGCCAGUCAUCGGCAAAUGGUCCAUCUCGAAAUAGUCCAAACCAAUCCCAAAUCACAGAAGGAAAUGUGGUUUAUCCAAAGCUUCGUGCUGGUUACAUCCCCAUUCCAGUCAUCCAUGAAGGUGCAGAGAACAGACAGCAGCACUCAUUCUAUCCUGGUUACCAGCCUGGCAUGCAGCGUGUCAAGGCGGAAACCAUUCCUACAACAAUGCGGGCUCCAUCACCUCUAAGGGGAAGUUUUGCUCGUCCGCAAUCUCCCGCUCGGGGACAUGCAGAAGCUGCCCCAAUAGAUAAACAGGGUGGACAGACAACAGCAGCUGGACCAGCCCAAGUGCCUUCCCCUCAUGGAUCUGAGCCUUCAUCACCUGCAUCUUCUGAAUCGCCAACUUCUUCUCAGUCUUCAGGCAGACCCAGCUCAGGAAGCCAUCAGCUUCCUCGGGGAUAUAUUCCUAUCCCUGUGAUUCAUGAGGGAAAUGUUCCAAGACAGCCAUCACAAGUCUAUCAUCAGGCACAGAAGACACAUUACCCAGCCCAGCAGAGUGAUUACCAUGCUCACCAGCCAGUGUUCCACAAAAUUCAGGUUGAUGACCGAGAUCAGACACCGCAACGGGCACAGUCCCCAUUCAGGAUGUCACAAAGAGGUUCAACAAGUCGUGAAAGCUCACCAGCCAGAAUCCAAUCUCCAACUCCUAUCAGAAUACAAUCAGUCAGACCCCAGGCUUCUCAGCAACAAAUGCCAACCCAAGGAUCACCACCAAGCCUGCCACCCGAGACCAAGCUGGAUAGCAAGACAGGCUCACCUGGAACAGAGGGUUCUGCUUCUUACAUCCCAGUUCAAGUCUUUCAUGCUGAGGCUGACACUAAGCCACCUCCACAGAAGCCACCUCCCCCAGCAGAGAAUGUUGAUAGAAAGAUUCCUGGCCCCGCUAAGGCUGCUGCUCUAGAAGAAAGACAUAUCUCACAAGAACCUGAACUGCAGAAGGCUUCAGAGACAGAAGAACUUCCGAAGCACCCAGGAGUCUUGAAAGUUGAAGCCAUUUUACAUAGAGUGCAAUCACUGGAGCAGGCAGUUGAUUCCUUUGAUGGUAAGAAAAAUGACAAAAAGUACCUGAUGAUAGAAGAGUAUUUGACCAAAGAGCUGCUAGCCUUGGACUCUGUAGAUCCUGAGGGCCGUGCAGAUGUUCGGCAGGCCAGGAGAGACGGUGUAAGAAAAGUCCAGAAUAUAUUGGAAAGACUUGAACAGAAAGCGGAAGAAGUCCCAGAGCCUGUUCAGGUGGAUGGGCUUCAGUCAUCUUUGCCUGAAAACAAUCCACAGGAAAAAAUGGAUGUUGAUUCUGUGGUGGAAAACACUACUAUGGAUUUAAAUAACUCCAAAGAGCAGAUCAAAAUGGAAAUGCAUCCUGAGUCUAAGGAAGGAGUGGUUACCAGUCUUGCCAAAGAAACAAACACAUCUGACAAUGUGACUGAACCAUAGAUGCAAGUGAACAUUAAAAUCCUCAGACUCUUUAAUUUAAUGUGUGUGUUAGGUGAUUUUUAACUUGCAUGCAUUACAGGCGCUUUGAACCAAUUGGUUUUUAAUACACAUAGCAGCUUUGGACACUGUAAACAUUCAAGUGGGGUAGAUGGAGGGGUUAUGAGAAAAAAACAACGUAUUUAUCUUGUAUUCUGUACACUGCUCAGCUGUAAAAUGGAUGUUUCAAGCCAAAAACAUCUUGGGUCAGUACUGGCAAAUGAAGUUGUUACCCAGCCAGAAAUCCAUCCAUCCAUCCAUCCAUCCAUCCAUCCAUCCAUCCAUCCAUCCAUCCAUCCUUCCUUCCUUCCUUCCUUCCUUCCUUCCUUCCUUCCUUCCUUCCUUCCUUCCUUCCUUCCUUCCUUCCUUCCUUCCUUCCUUCCUUCAAACUUCAUUAGUCACUUCAAGUAAUGACACUUGAAAAGUGUGUUAAGAAAUCAUAGGGUUAUUUAUGUGUUCAGAAUUUCAGUGCUAUAUUUUAAAUGGAAAAAGAAAUAAAAGUAUACUGUAGAAA